Strongylocentrotus purpuratus (purple sea urchin) is the source of this 1821-nucleotide messenger RNA. RefSeq names its product RING finger protein 207-like. Gene Ontology annotation, biological process: positive regulation of DNA-templated transcription. The transcript has a single exon. Gene Ontology annotation, molecular function: ubiquitin-protein transferase activity; zinc ion binding. The coding region runs from base 1 to 1821 and encodes 606 amino acids. The record is from RefSeq and is a predicted model, not a curated record. Gene Ontology annotation, cellular component: chromatin; nucleoplasm. NCBI's taxonomy places the organism in Eukaryota, Metazoa, Echinodermata, Echinoidea, Camarodonta, Strongylocentrotidae.
AUGGCUGAAGCAUUAAAGAAUGUCAUUGCUCAGAGUCUGGAGUGUCCUGUAUGUCUGAAUACCUUCACCGAUCCCAAAAUCCUGUCUUGUUCUCACACCUACUGCAAGACCUGUCUGGACAACCUCUUGGAAUGUCAUGGUAACGACCAGAUGCUCCGAUGCCCUGUUUGCAGAGCUGAAACCCAGGUUCCAAACCAAGAUGUCGGCAAAUUACCGGCAAAUCUAGCUUUGAAGUCUCUCAUAGAGGACGUUACGAAUCAAUAUCAGUUUUGCACGAGUUGUAAAUCCGAAGAUCAACCCCAAGCUGUUGUUUACUGUCAAGACUGUGGCAUGUAUCUCUGUAUCAUUUGCCACAACAAACACUCUCAGUGGCCAAACUUCAUCAGUCAUGAGGUCUUAGCCAUAAGUGAGAUCCUUUCAGGUAAGGUGUCAGUACGUAGGUACCGUAAAUGCAGGAAACACCCAAAAGAGGAUGAGGAGUGCUUCUGUUCCGACUGCAGGAGAUUUGCCUGCUUCAGAUGUGUUGUCAUGGAGCAUACAAAGGAAGGACAUGAUGUCAUCGAGGCAGUUGUUUAUGAAAACAGCCAUAUGAAGAGUAUCGAGGACCUCAAAUCUAAAGCGGACAAGAAACGCUCUUGCUUUCAGAAAUACGUUGAUUUCAUUGAUGAACAGAAGGAGCGUGUGAGCAAUGUUCAGAAGCAGUGUACAGAUGAUAUCAACAAAGCAUAUGAAGAAUCAGUCCGGCAGUUGACAGAGAAGAAAGAAAUCCUCAUUUGUGAAGUCAAGGGUAGGAUCGAAGGAGUACAGAACGAACUGGACGAAAUGAAGAAAUCGACACAGGAGCACAUCACUCACUUGACCACUAUAGCUGACGUGGUAACCAAUAGGACAAAGGUACCGUUAGAUAUGGCUGCUUUGGCUGCACACGACACUCUAUGUCAAGACUUACAAGAGGCCUUGAAACGAGAAGAUCCUGACUACAAGCAGCCGAGGCAAUCGAGCAAGAAAGGAAGAAGUGUCAGUUUUAAGAAAAACGUUGGAAUGGACGAGCUAUGUCUUGGUGAAAUCGUUAAUACAGUGGCAGAGAACAUCGCUUUGCCUACCAAGGAUAGCAUGAAUGCCAUGGUUAGUACACCUGACGGUAGGAUGGCAGUGGGAUGUAGUAAAGGUGGCGUGGAGAUCUUCUCUGCUGAUGGUCAGCUCAAGCAGACAGUUUUCAAGGAUGUUAAGAUUUGUGGAGUAGGGUUCCUCUCUAAUGAUCGGUAUGUUAUACUCGAUGGCUCAAACAAUAUCUCCCUGUACACAUUCGAGUACACAAAGCUGAAUGUAAUGUUUGAAACUCUAAAUGACGAUGGUGGAUGGGCUAGCCUCACUGUAGACGGCGAUGAUAAGAUCUAUGUUAGCUACAUGAAAGCCAAGAAGAUCCAGGUAUUCUCACCAGCAGGUGGGAAGGUGAUCAGGGAGAUACCAUAUGAUGUGGGUAUAAUGCAGAUUACUAGUUAUAAUAAUCACCUGAUCACAAGAUCUUGGUUUACGAUACAAUUGGUUGACAAACAAGGUAUAGUAAACUUUAAAUUAACGGAAUUGGGUUGUUUCACAUACGCUGCUGUGUCUCAAGAGAAUACAAUCCUGAUAGCCAAGUUAAAGCACGACGUAGGUCUGGUCAGCAUUGAUGAGUACACUAACGAGCUGAAGCAUGUUCAGAACCUCGUCACUGAUUACAAGAUUGAGAAGCCCAAGAGAGAGUGGUACUAUCUCCAGCAAUACCGAUCAGGAGAGAUCGCUUUCUGUACUCGUGAUAGACUCUAUAUAUUCCACUGA